Periophthalmus magnuspinnatus is the source of this 2385-nucleotide messenger RNA. RefSeq names its product secretory carrier membrane protein 4 (gene scamp4). The transcript has 7 exons. The record is from RefSeq and is a predicted model, not a curated record. Gene Ontology annotation, cellular component: recycling endosome membrane; trans-Golgi network membrane. Gene Ontology annotation, biological process: protein transport. The coding region runs from base 77 to 778 and encodes 233 amino acids. Lineage: Eukaryota; Metazoa; Chordata; Actinopteri; Gobiiformes; Gobiidae.
CCGGACCCCUGCAGAAGUGCAGAUUUGGCAUUGGAUUUCGCCGGACACGUAAAGAAACGAAAACUUCAUUUUAAAAAUGGGAGAGCAUAUAAAUAACUUUCCGCCCCUGCCCAAGUUUAUGAGAAUUAAAUCAUGCUUUUAUCAGAAUAUUGAAGAGGAAAUUCCUUCACCUCAUCAGCAGCUUGUGCGCCGAGUCUACACGCUUUGGAUGAUGUAUUCAGCCACUCUUUGCAUCAAUGUAAUUUCUUGUAUUGCUUGGUGGGCUGGUGGUGGAAGUGCCACGAACUUUGGCUUCUCUUUACUUUGGGUCCUUCUGUUCAGCCCGUGCAGUUAUACUUGUUGGUUCAGACCACUGUACAAAGCCUUCAGGGCAGAUAGCUCUUUCAACUUCAUGGCCUUCUUUUUCAUCUUCUUCCUUCAAUGUGUGUUGGCUCUUAUUCAGACUUUAGGCAUCUCUGGUUGGGGAACAUGCGGCUGGAUUGCAACAGUGAUGUUUUUCAGCUAUAAUGUGGGCUCUGCUAUUGUGAUGCUCAUCACCACACUGCUCUUCACGCUGGUGACUGCUUUAAUGGCACUGGUGCUCAUCAAGGUUCACCGGCUGUACCGUGGCGGGGGUGGGAGCAUGCAGCGCGCCCAGGAGGAGUGGGCCACAGGGAUGUGGAAGAGUGCCCCGGUGAGAGAAGCUGGCUUUAAUGCUGUGGCCCAAACGGCACAGGGCCCCACUCUGCCACAGUACCCUGCUGCUGUGCCCAGUUACCCUGACAACAGCCAGUGGUGAUAGCUCUGGGUAUCCUCUAGAGGGAGACAAACUGUUGGGGUGAGCCAAACAGCAUUUAAUGAGAGUCUUAAAAUGCCAAAUGAAUUUCUGACUGAAUAUAGUACAAAGUUUUUAUCAGAGUUUUGCAGAGUAUGCAAAAGGUUACAAGAUAUAUAUGCCAUUCCAUAUCUUAUUUGUUUACAUAUAAGUUAGUGAUGUGAAUUGAAGUGAAUACAUUGACAGUAAUGUACUUACAAAAAGACUUAAAGAAGACAUGUAAAGUCCACCAGACACUACAGGAUAAAUUGCCCGAAUUAUGACCGAUUUGCUUCUCCCCGACUUUGGGUAGGCGUGACUGAUUUGAGCGGAGUAACGGACACAGAAGCGCAAGAUACAUUCUCAGGAAAUGGCAAAAAUAAUUUAAAGACAACUUUAUUACUCACUUCUCUUGUUGUUUAAAUGCAGCAUUCUCAUCCAUGUUAUCCAUUAGAAUGUGUCCUCUACAAGUAAUGUUACCCUGUCCACAAAAUGGCCUUACUAAUCAAGUUUGAAACAUAGUUUGAGAAGUAAAAAAGCUAGAUUAGUUGUUCACGUGUGUCUGUGUACAUCCAAGCAGGAUCAGGGUGAAGCUACUGCAGAUCAGAGAUAGUGACUUCUUCCUGUGUCAUUUAUUGCCAGCCUUCUGUACAUUAAAAAACAUGUAUCUUCAUUUAUCAUUUAAGACUGAAAAAUUCUGUAGUGUGUGGCGGGCUUAACAGAGUAGUUUGAGUUAAGGGAUUUUUUGGGGGCUUGUGCCUUAUGAACAUUUUAUAUAGGAAAUACAAAUCUGGCAGACCUGCAUGCUGGACACUAUAGUACAAAUACAGAGUUUGACUUAAAAUCGGACUUAAAACUGCACGACAAUUAUCUUGUUUUUGUGUGUACAUUGCCAGGAGUUUAUUUUUGAUACCACGCUUAAUAUAGCUUUGCUUGAAAGCCUUAAUAUUGCAACUUUUGCAUGAGAUAAAUAUUAUUUGACUUAAGCUUUUUGUUGAAUUUAGCUAACCACAUGCUUCAAUGAAGCAAAGUGUUGAUGCAUUUUGGUGCCAUAACAUUUUGCAUUGCCUUCUGUAGGGGAGUGGGGAGUGACCCCUGCCUCAGUAUUUCUCAUGUGUGUGCUUCUGUGGUUGGUCAUGGCACUGUUUGUUUAGUGGUCAGGGCCUUGUAGUGAGCGCUCCUUAUCAGGGCUGCAGCCUCUUUCCACACUGCACUGAGUUGCAUGCGGCUGUGGGCGUGGGGCUGAACAAUUCAAUUCCCAGCCUUCUGUCAACACCAGACACACAAACAACUGGAUUUUUUGAAGGAUAACGAAUCUACUCACUGAUAAAGACCCUGUGACAAACUGAAUAUGAUUCUUCAAAUAACAUUUCUCUUUCUUGACUAACAACAGGCUUCAAAUGUUCUAUUUUAUUUUUUCACAGAGUUGGCCAUCAGCCAACAUGUUAAUAAAAUGAAUACAUUUUUUCUGGAAAUGUGCCUGCACCAAAACCAUUGUUAUGUGCCAUUUAUGGCAAACUACCUGGAUUUAAUACACCUUUGUGAAAAUAACAUGUUACAAUAAGUAAACAUUUCAAUAAAUAUUCUGAAUU